Messenger RNA from Phyllostomus hastatus (greater spear-nosed bat), 3535 nucleotides. It is a transcript of the gene EXO1, whose product is annotated as exonuclease 1. Gene Ontology annotation, biological process: DNA recombination; mismatch repair. Bases 615 to 3278 code for a protein of 887 amino acids. Gene Ontology annotation, molecular function: metal ion binding; DNA binding; 5'-flap endonuclease activity. The transcript is spliced from 14 exons. The record is from RefSeq and is a predicted model, not a curated record. Gene Ontology annotation, cellular component: nucleus. NCBI's taxonomy places the organism in Eukaryota, Metazoa, Chordata, Mammalia, Chiroptera, Phyllostomidae.
UGGGCACCCACCCAGCUGCCCUCGAGCGGACGGGGAGAGCCCUUCCCGGGAAGUGAGCGGAGCAGGCUGUGCGGAGGCUUCGGGUAGAUUUUUUCCUUAAUGCAAGCCACGGAAAACGUGUCUUCUGGAAUGGGCUGGCGAGCCACUCCUGUACAUCUCUGCGCGGCACAGGAGUGAAGGGUGAUGUCGCUGCUGUCCCUGUUCCCUCUUGUGGUCUGCUUGACUGAUUUGAGUCUCGCGGCACACUGUCAGUCUCAUUAUGCUGAAGAGGAAUUACGUGUUCGAGGAUAUUCACCUCGCUUAGAAGAAACUAUGUUUCAUGAAAUGUAGACUGCGUCAGUUUUCCUCCGAGUGCAAGAAAAGUCUUCAGGGACAUUAUCUGAGAGGUGGGAGAUAAAUUGUUACUCUCCAACUGUGGCUUGAGGACCACCUGCAUCCAAGUUACCUGCUGAGAUUAAAAUUCAGAACUCCCCACCUCACUCACUAAUUAAGUGAAUCGCAGCCACCAGGAGUGGAGUUGAGAGUCUGCGAACUGCUGAAAUUUGACUGAAAUUUGACAACCGUUGCACUAGAGCAUCAGCUUCAAUACAGUAUCAACAGGUUAACUUGGCACAAUGGGAAUACACGGGUUACUGCAGUUUAUCAAAGAAGCUUCCGAACCCAUCCACGUGAGGAAGUAUAAAGGGCAGGCAGUCGCCGUGGACACGUACUGCUGGCUUCACAAAGGAGCCAUUCCAUGUGCCGAAAAGCUGGCCAAAGGUGAACCUACCGAUAAGUAUGUAGGAUUUUGUAUGAAAUUUGUAAAUAUGUUACUGUGUCAUGGGAUCAAGCCCAUCCUUGUAUUUGAUGGAUGCACUUUACCUUCUAAGAAAGAAGUGGAGGUGUCCAGAAGAGAAAGACGACAAGCCAACCUUCUUAAGGGAAAGCAGCUUCUCCGAGAGGGGAAGGUCUCGGAGGCCAGAGAGUGUUUCACCCGCUGCGUCAACAUCACACACGCGAUGGCCCACAAAGUGAUUAAAGCUGCUCGGGCCCAGGGCGUCGACUGCCUCGUGGCGCCGUAUGAAGCGGACGCGCAGCUGGCCUAUCUCAACAAAGCCGGCAUUGUCCAAGCCAUAAUUACGGAGGACUCGGACCUGCUCGCGUUCGGCUGCAAAAAGGUGAUUUUAAAGAUGGACCAGGUAGGAAACGGACUGGAAAUCGACCAGGCCCGGCUGGGCAUGUGCAGACAGCUGGGCGGGGUGUUCACAGAGGAGAAGUUCCGCUACAUGUGCAUCCUGUCGGGCUGCGACUACCUCUCCUCGCUGCGUGGGAUUGGGCUGGCCAAGGCCUGCCGAGUGCUGCGGCUGGCCAACAACCCGGACAUUGUGAAGGUUAUCAAGAAAAUCGGAUAUUAUCUCAAGAUGAAUAUAACAGUACCAGAAGAUUACAUCAAAGGAUUUAUUCGGGCCAACAACACCUUCCUCUAUCAGCUAGUUUUCGAUCCUAUCAGAAGAAAACUCAUCCCUCUGAACGACUAUGGAGAUGACAUUGACCCUGGAACCCUAAGCUAUGCUGGGCGGUAUAUUGAUGAUUCUAUAGCUCUUCAGAUAGCACUUGGAAACAAAGAUAUAAAUACUUUUGAACAGAUUGAUGACUACAAUCCAGACACUGCUAUGCCUGCCCAAGCAAGAAGCCGUAGCUGGGACGACAGAACGUGUCAGAAGCCAUCCAACACCGGAAGCAUCUGGCACAGGAAUUACUGCCCCCGACUGGAGCCGGAUGUUGUUCCAGACGCUGCAAGACCGAAGGGAAACCCAGGCACUGUGGGCAUCGAACAGGUGAUCAGCACCAAAGGCUUAAAUCUCCCCAGGAAGCCGUCCUCUGUGAAGAGACCAAGAGGUGAGGGGCUGUCGGAGGACGAUCUGCUGGGUCAGUAUUCCCCUUCGUUUCCGAAGAAGACCAAGAGAAACAGCUGCGACAGUGGUAAGCCACUGAACUCGUCCAGAGUGUGCAUGCCCGACCUGCUGGACGCAACUGCUGUUAAGAAGAGCUUAAGUGCACCACCCACGGCCAGGAAUAAGUUCGCAGCGUUUUUACAGAGAAAAAAUGAGGAGAGCGGCGCAGUCGUGGUUCCAGGGACCAGAAGCAGGUUUUUUUGUAAUUCUCUGGAUUCUAUGGACUGUCUGUCAAAGAAAGCAAGCAGCCAGCCUCUAGGUGAAACUGCUGUCGCAGACAAAAAGACCAGUCUAAGGGAAUCGGAUUGUCUGGAGGGCACGAAACUGGGUGAUCUAAGUGAAUCAGAUAGUCUGGAGGGCAAGAAGCUGGGUGAUCUAAAUGAAUCAGAUUGUCUGGAGGGAAAAAAGCUGGGUGAUCUAAAUGAAUCGGGUAGUCCGGAGGACAAGAAGCUGGUCAAUCUAAAUGAAUCGGAUAGUCUGGAGGACAAGAAGCUGGGUGAUCUAAGUGAAUCAGAUUGUCUCGAGGGCAAGAAGCUGGGUGAUCUAAAUGAAUCCAGUUGUCUGGAGGGCACGAAGCUGGGUGAUAGGAAUGUUGCACAUAACUCAAAUGAUCAGACUCCAGGUAAUGUGACUGUGGUUGCUGAUGAAGAGUCUCAGUACUUUAAGACCAACAAAUUCACAAGGACCAUUUCACCACCCACCCUGGGGACACUAAGAAGUUGUUUUAGUUGGUCUGGAAGUCUUAGAGAUUUUGCGAGAACCCCGAGCCCCUCUCCAAGCACCAUGUCGCAACGGUUCCAGAGAAAGGAUGGCUCCCCCGGCUCCCAGCCUGAGCCCAAGACGCCCGAUGUGUCAUCUCAGGUGAAGAGCGGCGAGUCGGGGGGUGACGCGCAUCCCUCGCGGGACGUCGGGCGGCUGUCACAGUCCCCGGAGAGUGUGGAGUUGUCACCGCUCAGCCUGAGUGCAUCGGAACUUUCUCAGCCUUCGAGUAAGGACUUCGAUUCAGAGGUUCCCGGGCUGUAUAAAUCCAGCUCUCUGGACAGUCUUUCUACAACCAAGAUCAAACCUCUGGCACCCGCCAGAGCCAGUGGGCUGAGCAGGAAGCCAGCCAGCAUCCAGAAGAGGAAGCACCACAAUGCGGAGAACAGGCCUGGAUUACAGAUAAAAAUCAACGAGCUCUGGAAGAACUUCGGAUUUAAAAAGGAUUCUGAAAAGCUUCCUUCAUGUAAGAAGCCAGAUCCUCUGUCUCCAGUCAAGGAUAAUAUCCAGCUAACUCCGGAAACAGAAGAAGAAAUAUUUAACAAACCGGAGGGCACGCGCGUUCAGAGAGCAAUAUUCCAGUGAGCACGGGCAGCUGCGAGGCUACCGCCUACGAGAGACUGUCUGUCGACUUGAAGUCCUGCUCGAAAGCGAGGCAGCCACCAGUCUGAAAGAUGUGCUCUUAGAGUCACACCGUUUUUGUAAUAGAAUACGUUUUGUACAUGAACUACGUGUUUCUUUUUUGUUCAGCUUUUUAUAUUUUCAUAAGAAGCUAAUGAGAAAAUACUUGAUCUUUGACAAUUUUUGGAAGUUUUAAUAUUAAAUGGGCAAGUCCACUGGAA